GUCGAGCUCGUGAAGAAAGACGAUUGAAAUUCUGGGUUUAAAGAAGAGCAAAGCAUAAGGUCAAGUUCAAUAAGACGUUAGAAGUGUGGUAAUAAAUAUAGAGCAAUUCCACUCACACACUUCAUAACAUUAUAUUAUAAAUUGACACUCAAAGUUCGAUUAAAGUCUCCUGUUCGCUGUUUUGUCAAGUGUCGUAACAUUAGAGGAAGCGCGAAGAGCGAAGAAAGCAAAUAAAUCACGAUCAAGGCUGUGCACUCACAUUUGUGCAUUACCUUAUCAUCUUGUUAGAUAAGCGCUUAAAUUUUUAUCAUUCGACACACAUUUGCUUCGCCAGCAUGACAAAUGUGAAUUUCUGGUGGGAGAAAAAGAGCGGCUCCAUCAGUAUCUUCGGCUGCCGAAUAAGAUUGCAAAAUUGUACGUUCCACUCCAUUCGCUCACGAUCAGUCGUAGUGAAUGGUUUUGCGUCUCGCCAGUGGCUGAAAUUGUGCAGAAAAAGUGAGAGUGUCUGAUCAAAAAUCCCAGAAAUUGAGAAAAGAUUUCAGAUAAAGUCACCUUGAUCACACAAAAUCUACUACGGCACAAUGGAAGUGGCUUUCACCAUUAAUGGAAAACCUUACCGAGUGGAAUCCGGGAAGCUUUCGCCCAAUACUUCGCUGAACACUUUCAUCCGGAGUCAUGCGGAUCUCACGGGAACGAAAUUCAUGUGCCUGGAAGGCGGCUGUGGAGCUUGCAUUGUGGCGCUGAAAGGAGUUCAUCCGGUGACUAAGAAUGAAGCCACGUGGGCGGUGAAUUCGUGCCUCUUCCCGGUCUUCUCCUGCCAUGGACUCGAGGUGACCACGGUCGAAGGCUUGGGCGACAAGAAGAAUGGCUAUCACGUGCUCCAGACGCGUCUGGCUAAGAAUCACGGCUCGCAGUGUGGGUACUGCACUCCUGGAAUGGUCAUGAACAUGUACAGUCUUCUGGAGAGCCGCGGCGGGAAGGUGACGAUGGAGGAGGUGGAGAAUUCCUUCGGUGGGAAUAUUUGCAGGUGCACAGGAUAUCGUCCGAUUCUGGACGCUUACAAGUCUCUGGCGGUGGACGCUGAUCCGGCACUGAUUGAGGCGUGCGGAGACAUCGAAGAUUUGCCCAAGAAGUGCCCGAAGACCGGAGAGAAUUGCGUUGGAAACUGCCACAAAACAGAAGCCAUCCAUUUGACUGUGGGCGAGGGCAAAGAGUGGCACAAGGUCUACUCCGUUGCGGACAUCCUGAAAGUUCUGGACGCUGUUGGGGAUCGAACUUACAUGCUGGUGGCAGGGAACACUGCUCAUGGCGUGUACAGGAGAUCCCAAGAUAUCGAGGUGUUCCUGGAUGUUAAUGCCGUGGAAGAGCUGCGAACUCACUCAAUUGGGCAGAAUGUGGACGUUGGUGCAAAUAUUCCUCUGACAGAAUUCAUGCAAGUCCUCACGGAGGCCUCGUCGAAGCCCGAAUUCAAGUACGCCGAUCAAAUGGUGAACCACAUCGAUCUUGUGGCCAAUGUUCCAGUGAGAAAUGUUGGCACUGUGGCAGGAAAUCUGACCAUCAAGCAUCAGCACAAUGAAUUCCCAUCGGACAUCUUUCUCCUUCUCGUGACUGUUGGCGCUAAAUUCACCAUCAAGGAUGUGAAAGGAAGCGAACAGGUCGUGGCAGCUGAAGAUUUCCUCGGAGUGGACAUGAAGAAGAAGAUUCUCACCAAGAUAUCUCUGCCUCCACUUUCCGCUGAUAAGUUUGAGCUACGCAGUUUCAAGAUCACUCCGAGAGCGCAGAAUGCCCACGCAUAUGUCAACGCUGGGUUCCUUUUUGAGUUUUCCGACGGCAGAGAUAAGAUUGUCUCAGCCAGAAUUUGCUACGGAGGAAUUAAUCCCAAGUUCAUUCGCGCCACAGCGGCAGAGAAGCUCCUGACGGGAUCAGAUGCUUUCAGCAAUGACACGCUGAAGAAAGUGAUUGAUUCCCUGAAGGAUGAGCUGAAAUGCGACUCUAUUAUGCCGGAUGCUUUGCCAGAAUAUCGCCAGAAACUGGCUAUUGGACUCUUCUACAAGGCCAUCCUCAGUCUGGCGCCCGCUUCGAAGGUGAAGAAGGAGUUUCAGAGCGGAGGAAGUCUCAUUGAGCGACCUCUCUCGAGUGGGAAGCAGACAUUUGACACCUACAAGGACAAUUGGCCACUCACGGAACCCGUGGAGAAACUGGAGGCAGCGAUUCAGUGCUCAGGAGAGAUUAAGUACACCAAUGACUUCACCAGGCUUCCUGGUGAACUUUGGGCGGCCUUUGUUCAUGCCACAGAAGUUCAGGCAGUCGUCAAGGAUGUUGAUCCUGCAGAUGCUCUGAAGAUUCCCGGAGUUGUUGCCUUCUUUGGGCCGAAAGACAUUCCAGGAAACAACAAUUUCUCCCCAAAAGCCCUCAUGGGAGACGUCGAGGAAAUCUUCUGCAGCGGAAAAAUCCUCUUCCACGGACAGCCAGUGGGAAUGAUCGUGGCUGAGCGAUUCGAUCUGGCCAAUGAGGCGGCCAAAUUGGUGAAAGUCACCUAUAAUCGUCCUGAGAGUUCAAGUACGCUUUCAUCACUGUAUCGCUUCCUUGUGGGCGAUUCAAAUCAUGCUACUGGUCCAAUUUAUCCUACAAUGCAGGAUGUUUUCGAGGCCAAGGACUUCUCGCGUGUGCACAAGAGUGCCACUUUCCAGAAGGCAGAAACACGCGGCAACGAGCAGACCCGGAAAAUCACUGGUCAUUUUGAGAUUGGUUCGCAAUAUCACUUCACAAUGGAGGCUCAGACCACUGUGGCGAUGCCCAAUGAGGAUGGAAUGGAUGUCUACUGCUCCACUCAGUGGAUGGAUCUUGUGCAGCUGGCCAUCUCGCAGAUGCUGAAUAUUCCGGAGAGCAGCAUCAAUAUGCAAGUGCGCAGACUGGGAGGCGGCUAUGGAUCGAAGAUUUCCAGAGCCACACUGAUUGCAUGCGGAGCUGCUCUGGCCUGUCAUCUGUUGAACAGACCCGUGAGAUUUGUCCUGUCCAUUGAGGCCAACAUGAAGGCCAUCGGGAAGAGAUAUGCGUGCAUGAAUGACUACGAGGUGGAAGUGGAUGAUCAUGGAAAGAUUCAGAAGCUCUCCAAUGAGUUCUGGCAUGACUACGGAUGCAGCUUGAACGAGGAAGUUGGAGGACAAGCGGCAGGAUUCUUCAAGAAUGGCUACGUUGACGAUCACUGGGAUGUGAAGUAUCACGCUGUGCAGACGGAAUCUCCCAGUCACACGUGGUGUCGCUCUCCAGGAACAACCGAGGGCAUUGCCAUGAUUGAGAACAUAAUGGAGCACAUCUCCAAGGACACAGGCGUGGAUCCUGUGGAAGUGAGGUUGGCCAACAUGCCAACAGACAGUCCUCUGCGAGGAAUCGUCAAGGACUUCAUCAAAUCCAGUGAGUAUUAUGAGAGGAAGAAGGAAAUUGAGAAUUUCAAUGCGGAAAAUCGCUGGAAGAAGCGAGGAAUCGCCAUUGUGCCCAUGAAGUACUUCCUGGAUUACUUCGGAGCCUAUCCAGCUUUCGUGGCGAUUUAUCACGGAGACGGAACUGUUGCCAUUUCCCACGGUGGCAUCGAGAUGGGCCAGGGAAUCAAUACAAAAGUUGCCCAGAUUGCUGCUCACAUUCUCGGUGUCCCUCUUGAGUCGGUCAAAGUGAAGCCUUCCAAUAAUCUUGUGGCAGCCAAUUCUUUGGUGUCCGGCGGCAGUCAGACCUCAGAAGCUGUCGGAUUUGCGGUGAAGAAAGCCUGUGAGAUACUCCUGGAGAGGAUUCGUCCGGUGAGGGAGAAGAAUAAGGAAGCUUCGUGGCAGGAACUUGUUGGCAAAUGCUUUGGCGAGAGCAUUGAUCUCACUGCGUCUUAUCUGUACAAGAAGGCCGACCUCACGAGCUACGACAUCUGGGGCGUGAGCUGUGCAGAGAUUGAGAUUGACACGCUGACUGGGAUGUUCCAACUGCGUCGUGUGGAUAUCCUGGAGGACACUGGCGAGAGUUUGAGUCCCAGAGUCGAUGUGGGACAGGUGGAGGGAGCUUUCGUGAUGGGCAUAGGCUAUUGGCUGCAUGAGAAGAUGAUCUUCAAUCGACAGAAUGCCGAGCUGCUGACCAAUCGCACCUGGACUUAUAAACCACCAGGUGCCAAGGACAUUCCUGUGGACUUCAGGAUCAGUUUCCUGAAGAAUGCAUCCAAUUCCGUUGGCGUCCUGAGGUCGAAAGCCACUGGCGAACCUGCACUCUGCAUGUCGAUUGUCGUGCUCUUUGCGUUGAGGAAUGCUUUGGAUGCUGUUCGGAAGGAUUCGGGUGCAGCUGAUGGAUCCUAUUACAGCAUGGGUGCUCCAACAACUGCGGAGAACAUCCUGCUCCUGGCUGGAAACAACGUUGACCAGUUCAGUCUUUGAGUUAUUCCAAGAAAAUACUUUUAUUUCUUCUCUAAUGGGUUUUUCUUCGAUAUGUUUAGAGGUGAGUUUCUUGCACAAUUUUUGUCAAAUACAUCUAAGAUUAGUAAGGUU
Phlebotomus argentipes is the source of this 4517-nucleotide messenger RNA. RefSeq names its product xanthine dehydrogenase-like. The record is from RefSeq and is a predicted model, not a curated record. Gene Ontology annotation, molecular function: FAD binding; iron ion binding; 2 iron, 2 sulfur cluster binding. NCBI's taxonomy places the organism in Eukaryota, Metazoa, Arthropoda, Insecta, Diptera, Psychodidae. The coding region runs from base 582 to 4406 and encodes 1274 amino acids. The transcript has 6 exons.